GGCAGAGCGCGGGGCGGCGGAGGAGCCGCGGGUGCGCAGCGGGAGCGGAGCGAGCGGCACCGGGCGGUACCGGCACGGCGGGGACUCGGUGACGGGCGAGCUGUCGGGAACGCGCGUUGUGUGCCAGGCUGCCCCAAUGCCAGCCCCCACCCUGCAGCCCGGCCGGCUCCGUGAGUAACCAACCCUCGCUGGGAGCUGCUGUUGGUGCGAGUAACAGGAACUGUGCUGGCCUCGUGCUGCUGGGGAAGGAGGAGGAGGAGGAGGAGGGCGGCGGUGACACUCGCAGCCUGCUGGAAGCGCUGGCUGUGCUGGCUGAAAGCCGCAGGAGCCUUCGGAGGGGAAUCCUGCAGAGGGGACGGUGCUGCUGGCAAAGCCCUGGCAGCCAGAAGAGCCUGAGCGGGAUCAUGUCUGAAAGCCAAUCCUCUCCUUCAGUGUUCCUUUAAGUUUCAGCAUCCUUUACUUCGUCUAUUUUUCCCUCUGCCCCGUCACAUCUGCUGGAAGAAAUCUGGGAGGAGAUGCACUAAGGCAUCACAGAUCUGGGGAGGAGAGCUCGGAUCGUGCACAGGGCGCUGGAAGAGAGCAGAGCCAGGGGGAACUGAGCCAUUCCCAGCUGCUGCCGUGUCCCCUGUGCUCCGCGUCCCUGCUUGAUGGGGAUCGCUGCCGCAGCAGCAGGCUCCGCACUCCCGGGCGGGCGAGCAGCGCUGGCACAGCUCCCUCCUGGAUGCUGGCAAGGCCGUGUGGAUAAGCUGCUGGCAGAAGAUCCCUCCUGGAGCAGCUGCUGGCUGUAGGCCCAGCGAGCCAAGGGUCGGGAGAGCGUGUCCUGCAGCAUGACAUCCACGCUGGAGCCCAAGGAUCCCCCCCAGGCCAACGGGGACUGCGGGCAGCCCGCGGGGCCCGAGCAUUUCCUGCGGCCCGAGGGCACCGCCGUGGACCUGGUGGUGCUGGAGUCCCGAGCCAACGCCAAAGGGGUGAGGGAGGAGGAUGCUCUGCUGGAGAACGGCAGCCAGAGCAACGAGAGCGAUGACACCAGCACGGAGCGGGGGCCUGAGCCCCCCUCGCCCCUCAAGGAGACCUCGUUUUCCAUCGGGCUGCAGGUGCUGUUCCCCUUCCUGCUGGCUGGAUUUGGCACGGUGGCUGCUGGGAUGGUGCUGGACAUCGUGCAGCACUGGGACGUCUUCAAGCAGGUCACUGAGGUGUUCAUCUUGGUUCCUGCUCUGCUGGGGCUGAAGGGGAACCUGGAGAUGACGCUGGCAUCGCGCCUGUCCACAGCUGCUAAUAUUGGCCAAAUGGAUUCGCACAAAGAGCUCUGGAAGAUGAUUACAGGGAACAUGGCUCUGAUACAGGUCCAGGCCACCGUGGUUGGCUUCCUGGCCUCGAUUGCAGCCGUGGUGUUUGGGUGGAUCCCAGAUGGGCACUUCAGCAUGGACCACGCUGUCCUGCUGUGUGCCAGCAGCGUGGCCACUGCCUUCAUCGCUUCCCUGGUCCUGGGCAUGAUUAUGAUCGGGGUGAUCAUUGGCUCCAAGAAGAUGGGGAUCAAUCCUGACAACGUGGCCACGCCGAUCGCUGCCAGCCUGGGGGACCUCAUCACCCUGGCCCUGCUCUCAGGGAUCAGCUGGGGGCUCUACAAGGAGCUGGAGAGCAGAGCCUACGUGAACCCCUUGGUGUGCGCCUUCUUCCUGUCGCUGCUGCCCAUCUGGAUCAUCAUUGCCAGGAGGAAUUCUGCCACCAGGGAGGUGCUGUACUCGGGCUGGGAGCCUGUCAUCAUCGCCAUGGCCAUCAGCAGCGUCGGGGGGCUCAUUCUGGACAGGACGGUGUCGGACCCCAACUUUGCUGGCAUGGCAGUGUUCACCCCAGUCAUCAAUGGUGUGGGUGGCAACCUGGUGGCAGUGCAGGCCAGCCGCAUCUCCACCUACCUGCACAUGAGUGGGGAGCCUGGAGAAGGCCCUGGCCCGGCCCCUCGCAAGUGCCCCAGCCCCUGCAGCACCUUCUGCAGCUCAGACGUGAACUCCCGCUCUGCCCGCGUGCUGUUCCUGCUGGUGGUGCCCGGGCACCUGGUGUUCCUCUACACCAUCCACUCCAUGCAGGGGGGGCACACCACGCUCACCCUCAUCUUCAUCGUCUUCUACAUGACAGCAGCGCUGCUCCAGGUGCUGAUCCUGCUCUACAUCGCAGACUGGAUGGUGCACUGGAUGUGGGGCAGGCACCUGGACCCCGACAACUUCUCCAUCCCGUACCUGACAGCCCUGGGGGACCUCAUUGGGACGGGGCUGCUGGCCCUCAGCUUCCACCUGCUCUGGCUCAUCGGGGACAGGGACUCCGAUGUUGGGGAUUAAACCUCCCUGCUCCUCCCUUCCCACAGCUCUCCUCCUUCCAUUUGUUGUUUCUUUGCUUGUCCCCCUCCUGUCCUGCCACCCCCCACCCCCUGGAAGAUUUCACCUUUGAUACUGGAUUCUCAUUAUUUUCAAUGGGAAUUUUACCUGGUUUAUAUUUCAAGCCGAGUUUGUAAAAAAAGAAAAAUCUUAUCUAGUUUUGGGAAGGACAGACAAACAAACAAACAAAAAGUGUAACGAGACAAUCACUAAGUGCAAUUUUUGUAGCAGUUGUGUCCGAACCAAGGUUCCAGUUAAGUUCCUGCUCGGUCAGGUCAUGCAGGGAGCCCCCCCUGCCCCCUCCCUCGAGGUUCAGGGCUGCUUUUUUCGCUUCAUAAGCGUUUUUUAAACCCUGCAGGUGGAGCUCAGGUCUGCCCAGCUGAGCUGGCGCCUUCCAGCCAAGCACAACCUCACGGCCCAGGGCACGGGGUAGCCCUGAAAGGAGGAUCCAGCCUGGGCCCACACCCAGAAAUGGGGAGUGUCUGUGAGGGGGGAUGAGGAGGAUGGUGAGGAAGGCUCCUGUGUUCAGCACAGGAAUGUGAGUGAGCAGGCUGGGCUCUGCUGGAAUCUCCAGGCUCCUUUUUGCCACCCACCCCAGAGUGCAGCAUGCUGUUCCAGCCUUGGCUCUGAGCCUGGCCUAGAGGGGCUGAGGACCCUCCCCACCCAUCACCAUCACCAUCCUCCUGCCCAGGGAUCCCUCCUGGUGCUGCUCCAUUCCCUGGCUGACCUUCCCAGAGGGGUGGAUGGACAAACAGCUCCUGGGUUUUGUGCCCAGGUUUCCUUUUGGGGUGCUGAGGGGCUCCUUGCAGGCAGGAAAAGCCACCCAGCAUCUCCCCAAGGUGAGCCUGGCCUCUCCCAGCUGGGCAGGAGCAUUUUGCUGCUGGUGUCUGUCAGGGAAGGACAUCCAUGGGAUUAUUGUGCCAGCUGGAAAUGCAGGAUCACACACAGGGGCCUGGCUCUUGGAGCAGGAACAGGAACCAACCCCCUGCCCUUGUGUAAAAUCUGGGAUUUUUGGGGCAGAGUUCUCUCCUCUGCUGCUUCCCCUCCUGCUUUUUGUGGAAUUCCUGCUCUUCCCCUUAGGCCGUGCUGGGAGGGCAGGAAAAACCCACAGCAAGUGCAGCCAGAGGGGCAAACCAAGACCAAAGUUAGGCCAGGCUCAGUGUGCCAGGCCAGAGCUGGGCCUGGCUCCGGAUGGUGCUGAUGGAAAGGAGGGGGAGGAUGAAGGAGUUCUGCAUUUUUGGAAAGGAGGGUCAGGGUGAAGUUCUGGAUUGUUGGAAAGGAGGGUCAGGAUGGAAUUCUGGAAAUCCACGGAGCAGAUGGAGCCAAACCAGAGCUCCUUGCUGCUCCAGGCCCUCUCUGGAGCUCUGCAAACCCUUC
Molecule: messenger RNA, 3746 nt
Organism: Melozone crissalis (California towhee)
Lineage: Eukaryota; Metazoa; Chordata; Aves; Passeriformes; Passerellidae
Gene: SLC41A1
Product: solute carrier family 41 member 1
Exons: 11
Coding region: 828-2333 (501 amino acids)
Biological process (GO): monoatomic cation transport
Cellular component (GO): plasma membrane
Molecular function (GO): monoatomic cation transmembrane transporter activity
Source: RefSeq, a predicted model, not a curated record